Molecule: messenger RNA, 24658 nt
Organism: Spirometra erinaceieuropaei
Lineage: Eukaryota; Metazoa; Platyhelminthes; Cestoda; Diphyllobothriidea; Diphyllobothriidae
Source: the annotation of a GenBank genome assembly
AUGGAGAAGAUAUCAAGCCUGACGGGACCGUCACAGUAUUGGCUCGCCGACGCAAUGCGUUCUAAAGACUGUCUGGAGGAAACUGGUUGUAGCGCAAGCGAUAAAUUGGCGGAAAAAGCUGCACUGGCAUCACCAGACCAGUUUCAUUCACUUGAGGUUUAUGAGAAACUGGCCAUCCCAGCCUCCCUUGUCUUUGUAGAUAAAAUUAUUCUGCUUGUAGCACGCGCCGCUGUGCGGCUGCCGGCCGGGUUCGAAAGACAGAGUCCCAAAGCAAAAUGGGACGAGUUAGUUCCGUAAAAACGAUCGGUGAGCGCCCCUCUAGAAUACACAGCACCGAUUACGAAGACUAAUUUAGCCAGUCAGUUGCAAUCCUUUCAAGGCACAACUCUUAACGCGUCGUUAUGGAUGCGAGUGUGUCCAAUCUGUUUUAUUGAGAAAUACGAUAAUUUGCCAUGGGAAAUGAUCACCCCGGUGCCGACCGUAAUCUCUCCUUCACUCUUUUUCACCACGAGUAGAUUUAUGUGGCUGUCAGCCGGCUGACUGUGAGAUUUGGAACCGUAGCAUUAGACGACCGGCCUACGCGUGAUACACGAGAUUUGAUUACUUCGUCUACUAAAAUAAAUCAGCAAACAUGCUUUCCCCUUACAUGGGAUGUGCAAGUUCUGACAUGGGGCCUUAAGCCGCCCAAAAACUAAUUAUUUUGCAGCAUAUUUCUAUAAUGAUCCAGUUACCUUAGGGUGUAGGUUUUCGAAUGAACUUCCUUCCGAUUGUAUGCAGGAACCACAUUCUGCAAAAUUUGACUACUUACGUAGCAUGCAUUUUUCUCAUUGAUUUUCGAUGCGCUUAGAAAUUUAAUUAUAUUUCAUGGAAAACAGGCAUGAAAAUAUUCGUUCUCUUGUUCAUUGGGUAUAAAAUGAUGUCUUCUUCCAAUUUUAUUUUCAAAGGAAGAGUACUAUUCGGUUUUCAAACACUUUUCCAAUUCCCGAAUAAUUUUGAGGCGUACCUGCCGUUACACAUGCAUUCAGGGCUUCCAAACUACAACCCGUAAAUUUUUGCGUAUGGAAAACCAUGCAUUCCUCUACGGUAUUAAGAGAAGAUUAGAUGGGGUUCAGUAAAAUUAAGCAAUGGAUUUGAGCCAAAAUGUUAACUUUACAUGCCACAUUGGUAAAUGCAGCGACAUGACGUUUUAUAAAUGGCCAUUUCACGGUAUUAAAAAAUAGCACAAUUAGAAACUUUUCGAAACAACAUUAUAGCCUUCCUCUGAGUAUAAAAUUAGCAGUAGACGUCAUUUUCUACCGAAUGAGCAAAAGAAUGCAUAUUUGUACGCUUGUUUUCCAUGAAAUAUAAUUGAACUUUAAGGGCAUCGAAGAUCAAUGAGAAAAUUGCAUGCUUAUUCAGAAUCAAUUAUUGCAGAGUAUAAUUCUUGCACGCAGUCGGAAAGAAGUUUAUUCGAAAGCCGGCACCCUGAGGUAACUGGAUCAUUAUAUAAUUAUGUUGUAUGAUAAUUAGUUUUACAACCCUAUUUAAUUAGUCUUUUUGAAACGGGAAAGCAUUUCGAAAUUUCGGUUGAUGCUUUAUGAGUUAGCCCACCUACUGUACUCUUACCCGUUUUGCGGCCACCUGUAGGGCUCUUGAUUGGGUCGAGCAUGUUCAGUCACCCGAUCUUUGAGCGCACUUCCAGCAUAGUUUAUGGUAAUAUUACGUGCUCACUACGAGGUCUCCUCAUACUGGACAUGACGGGAUGGCAUACACGUGCUAAGUACUGUCUGGCAGAGGGGUGCUUACUGAUCGUUUUCACAGAACUCACUCGCCCCGUUGUGUCUUACGGGCUCUCUCUCUCGAGGGCAACGGGCAGCCGCCCAGUGCCGUUGAAAGUGGAAAACGAACCCAUACCUUCUAGCUGGUGAAUUUUUACUUCAAGUGGUUCAGACUUCGUUCCUACUUUUGUUACUGUAUUCUUUUCUAAAAGGUUUUAACAAUUAGCUAGAAACUUGGUACGUUUUCACGCACAAAUACUCCAAACUGCGGGUGGCAUGUUUUUAAUUCUCUACUGUCUUCUGACGCUUUGCAUCUUAACUGACCUGCAGAACUUUGUUGUUCAAGUACAAAGUUUCGCAGGGCUUACAGGAAAAUUGUUGCCUGAUUGUCUGAGGGACCUUGCCUUAAUUGAAAUGAAAUGUGUCUACUACUAGAGCCGGAGUUAAAGUUUGCUGCAGACUGCCAACCGUCACUCAAUUAUGAUUCUGAUUCUUUUGCAAUAGCCAUCAACCCAAGGGGAUUUGAGACUGAGGUUGGGAUUAUUGUCAAAGUUGGGGGCUAGAGGGGAGGUCAGAGUUAGAGUUAGGAGUCUCAUCGUGGAAUGCAGCACAGACCAACCAGUAAUACGGGAAGGUACUUACUCCCAUGGCAAUAAUGAAUAGGCAUUAAUGCACGGAUUCUGGAACGGUAUCUGAUGACUGUCUAAUUAUUGCCGUUUGUAGGACAUUUUUAAACACAUCUGCUAUGAUUUAUUUUCCUUUGUAAAAGGAAUUCAAGAAGCCAGAGGCAGGCUGUAUGCAGUGUAACCUGUGUUCGGGUGUUACGCGAGAGUGGGUGAAGAUGUAAACGUUGUCGGGUUGAUGGCACACUGGAUCCGAAGGUGUCCAACAAGACCGAUUUGUGCGCGAGAAGCGCAUUGGCAGCACGAGAAUGUUGGAAGCGGCGAAUGGGGGAGGCGCUUGUGAUUUAAGAGCCCCCGUUUGGCUUCGGUGGUGGCAAUCCGAUUUGCUUUGUAGAUGGCAGCAUAGUCUCCACUCUUUUCGCCAAGCCGGUCUGUUCUGGGCGAGGUCCAGCCAAACGAAUACCACCCCGUAAGUGCCCAACCACCACCAUCCUCCCUGCCCCAACCACUGCAUCGACCGCGUCGGCCAACAUCACCACCUCCACCACGACUUGACGCACUCCCCCUCACCGAUGGGGCGUCGACGAUGUCCCAUCACCUUCUACCAUCGUCACCAACCCUCCCACCUCCAGCGAAGUGGACUCGAUUUAUACUUGUCCCCAUCGCGAUCGCAUAUUCGCCCCACAGACCGGUCUUGUGGGCCAUUUGAAAAUCCAUCGCACGGAGGCUAGUGAACCAGAGCCUGGGGGCACCAAUCUACACUCACAGCGCCUCCUUAAACUGCCAUCACUCUCCCCGUACAUUCGCUCACCGCAAGGGCUCAUUAGGUUGGAUGCCUAUCCAUGAAGACUUGCGAUAGAAAAACGCCGGACUACAGCACACAUCCCCAAUUAACAACCGCUUCGCACAAAGACACCACCUACACUGCAAACACGCGAUUGGAGGAGGGGGAGGAUUUGUGUUGAGGUUAAGAGGAUCAUGGUUAAAGUUUGGACAUGGGAAGUGACACGAAUCCUGGAAUUUAGCACGGAGCCACAUGCAAUAUCGAGUGGCACUUAUUCCCGUCUAAGUAGUGGGCAGUCAUAAAUGCACGGUUUCUGGAACGAUAUGUGGUGGCUGUCUAGUUCUUUCCUUUUGUAGGACAUCUGCAAUCACAUGUGUCAUGAAUCAUUCGACCUACACAAAAGAAAUGUGAAUAGCCGUAUGCCCAGCUGUAUUUUGUGUAACAUGUCCGAAAUUGAAUUUUGUGUUUGUGGUUUAGGCUAACUGGAUUAACAAAAAUAAGAGCGUUACACGAGCACCAGGGGCACUACAAUACGCGAAGUCAGAAACUAUUGUGUAGCUUGAUAAGUUUAUGAGCUUUUUAAAUAUUCAUAUUCAUAUUUUUUAUAUCAUUCGCAGAAUUAAUCAGUUGUAUGUCCCUCUCCGUUUCCUACAACCUCCUCUCAACGUUUAGGCAGUUUCUAAAUCCAGCGCUUUGAGAAAUCUGUGAGCUUCAACUCAAAGAAGUCGUCGAUCCGGUUUUAGAGAUCUGCGUUGUUACUGAAGGAUACUCCGAUCAAAUUGUUUUGGAAUGACUGAAAAAGAUGGUAAUCCGAUGGAGCAAGGUCUGGCGGGUGGAAAAUGACCUCCCAACUAAGCCUACCGAUUACAUUUCUGGUUAAUUAUGCGACGGAGACCCUUUGUCAUGCUGCAAAGUGACACCAAUUAUACGACGUUUUUUGUUAAAUUGUUUUAUCUGAACAGCGAAACUGUUGGCUGUAAAUCUCUGCAUUAAGAGUUGAUUCCUUUUUAAGCAAUUUGUAAUCGAUAACUUCCCCCAUAUUCCACCAGUCAUACAAGAUAUCCUUGGGAGUAUGAAUAUCACGUGUGGUUUGAGAGGUUGCUUACUUGUAGGGUUAAACAUCCUCUUCUUUGAUUCAUAUUCCGGUAUAGGCACCACCUUUCGUCGCCAGUACUAAAAACCUUCAGAUAUGGUUAAACUUUUUAACGGGUGAGGCGAUGAUGGGUCAAUAAUGAAGUACAAACAUUUGAAUGAUGAGUUUUGUUGUCCUCGCUGAAAGCGUACGGAACCAAAGAACCAAGAUUUUGGACCAUUUCCAUCGAUUGCAGGUGUCGAACUAGUGUCGCUUUGCCGUAUUCCAUCUUUCUGGCCAUUCCUCUCUACUGUCUGACAGUAAUCUGUAUCAAUUAAAGCUUUUAGACUAUACCCAUUGUAGACUGGCCUUCACACGGCGCGCGGAGCGUCUGACAUACCACAACCGCCUUCUUUUAAACGGGCAGCCUAUCUCUGAUUUGUACUUCUAAGAAUUGAACCGUUCCUGUAAACAGCACAAAUUUUUCUGACGGCCUACAACGCGUUGACUCCUCCAAUGGGUUAAAAUAAAAGACAUCGGAAAUGUUCAUUUUUGUCGACCUGGCACUUCAUUUUCUUCGGACUGUAUAAAAAAGUGAAGCAAAAUUAAAAAUUACCGAAAAAUUCUACAAGCGCUUGACCAGAGAAACAAAAAUAACAUGUAAACUGCGUACAUCAAGCAGUUUUUAACACAAUAAAAUUUUAAAUAAUUGGAAAUCGCAAGAAAUUAUGGAUCAAGUCAGUAGAUUUAUUUCAGUUGACGUUGUUAGCCUUCGAAUGAAAGCCAGAAUGCCCAUGGUUUGGGGGAGCUAUGUUCAGUGCAUGAGGAUACCGUCACCACAGAUUUGCUUGAAAUCAGGUCGGCGGGACGACUAAAACUUAAAUGCACACGAACCUUACGCGAGAGAAAGUUACGUCCGCGUGCUUAGACAAUGAAACCCAUUAUUUGCCUUUUUACUCAUAAAACGUUCUUUGUUUCGUAAUAACUUCUUUGCGUUUGGCUCACAGUUUAGCAUUUUCUGUGCGCACCGUGCGAAUUUUCGAUAUAUUUUCUAGUAAUGCGUUCUGUGGUAGAAAUAGAAUACAAGAAAAGUGCCGUUCGUGUGCGUUCUUUGUCAAAAAGACGCGAAAAUUCCCAUAAUAUACCGUAUGUCUUCCAUUCCAAACAGUUCUCGGCUUCUAAUUUGUCGAGUGCUCUCACGCAACUACCGCUCAGUAACACCCAAAUCCUCAGUGCAUGCAUUCAAGAUUGGGGUCUUGAAGAAGAUUUGUCGGAUUUACUAAAACGUGUGCCUGUAGGCGAACCACCGUUUCAGAAUUUUAAUGACACAAAUGGUAGCCGACAAAGUAAGACAAAUUUUCGAAAAUAUCUACACCGAUAAUCAUAUUUUGGGCGACAAAUAGGGUGCCAUCCAUUUCAACCGGUUCUCAGUUUCUGCAGUAGGUGGGAAAACUCAUGAAAUGUCAACCGAAAUUACGAAAUGCGCUUUCAUCUCGAAAAGAUCAAUUAAGAAGGGUUGUAAAACAAGUCAGCUUGCACCAUAAUUCUAUGAUAAUUCAAAUUUUAUACUCAAAGGAGGGACAUAAUUUGAUUUUUAAAAAAAAGUUUCUAAUUGUGAGACUUUUUAAUACCUUGAAAUGGCCGUUCACAAAACGUCAUGUCUCUGUAUUUACCAAUGUGGCUUGUAAAGUUCACAAUAUGGAUCCAAUGCACUGCGUAACUUUAUGAUCCCUAUAUGGUCCCCCUUUAGUACCGUAGAGAAAUGUGUGGUUUUCCGUACGCGGAAAAUACAUGGCUUGUAGUUUAUAAACCCUAAAUGAAAGUGUGACGGCAGAGCGGGUUCAAUUAUUCGGGAAUUAGAGAACUUUUUUAAAACUGAAUUAUGUCCUUCCUUCAGGCAUAGAAUUAGAAGAAGACGUAAUUCUCUACCCAAAGAGCAAAUGAAUGAAUUUUUUAUGCAUGUUUUCCAUGAAAUAUAAUUCGAUAUUUAGGGGCAUCGAAAAUCAUCGAGAAAAAUUCUUUCUACUUAGGUAGUAAUUUUUACAGAGUGUGGUUUUUUCAUGCAGCCGGAAGGAAGUCCACUCGAAUGUCGGCAUCUUGUCGUAACCAAAAUAUUAUAGAAUUAUGCUGCAGGCUGACUAGUGUUACAAAUCUACUUAAUUAAUCUUUUCGAAACGAAAACGCAUUUUGGAAUUUCGGUUGACAUUCCAUGAGUUAGCCCAACUACUGUACUUUGUAGAGUGCUCUUACGCAUCUGCUGCCCUGUCACACCCAAAUUCUGAGGAAAUUCAUUCAAAAUUUGUGUCUUGGAGUAGAUUUGUCGGAUUUAUUAAAACGGGUGCUUAUAGGCGAACCGCCGUUUCAGGACUUUAAUCGCACAUCUGUUAGUUGACUCAUUAAGGCAAAUUUUUGAAAAUAUCUACACUGAUAAUCAUUAUUUUAGACGGCAAAUAGUGCUUUUAUAAUGGAUUAACUAAUUCUGGUAAUUACUUAAAACUGCAGGGUGUGGCCCUGACAAAACGGUAUAGGGACUGCAAAGUAACGUGAGUGGUUAUUUCUUCCGAAUGAAUUUUUAUAACCCCGCUAAGCACACGGCUGUAGUUAACACCAGAAAAGUGUCUACACAAAAGCUAGCCGCGGAUGUAGUUCCGCAUGGUGUAAACGAAUGAUUUUCUAUGAUUUUCAAUAUCAGGGCAGAUAGAAGGAUGAUCGGGCACUUGGAAAGUAUGUGUGUUUAUCUAACUUAACGCACUUUUAGUCGCGUCCAUCGAUUGGUGAUGAGAAUUCAUCACCUCCGUCGUCCGCUUAUAGUGGGGGGAAAACUAACCACACCUUCGACGUCUUUGAAGCACGCAUCAGCGUCUGAUAAGGGAGAAGGACAUCCUGAGAGAUGUUGCAUUUACGAAAUUCAUAGACGAACUUGGGCGGUCGCCGCGUAGAAUUCCCCUCACGCCAAGACCGAAGUGAGCCGAGAGUCACUACGAAAAGUUGCGCCGACUCGAACGAGACUCGUCAUUCAGGUGUCAUGUUGCGAACCACCACAGAAUAGCUCGACAUUGGCAUGCCCAACAGACCUUUGUGCAAACGCAGUGCAGAUGUUUACGGAGACACCAGACCAGUCAAUGAGUGGAGUGAAUUAAAAUUGGUAGAUUUUUACUCUUUAAUUAGGAAGUUGAGCACGUCUGAGAUUCGAAAAGGUACAACUCCUAUCUGUGAUCCUUCUUCUUAAUCCCCUUCUUUUGUUUUUUUCCGCCUCUCCCUCCUCCUCCUCUUCCGCCGCUUCCUCCUCCUCCUCCUCCUCCUCCUCCUCCUCCUCCUCAUCCUCAUCCUCCUCCUCCUCCUUCUCAUCCUCAUCCUCAUCCUCCUACCCCUCAUUCCCUUCCUACGCCUUCUUCUUCUCCUCCUCCUCCUCCUCCUCCUCCUCCUUCUCAUCCUCAUCCUCCUGCUCCUCCUUCUCUUCCUACGCCUUCUCCUCCUCCUCCUCCUCCUCCUCCUCCUCCUCCUUCUCCUCCUCUCCCUAUUUCUUUCGUAAAGCGAUUCCUGUGGCAUGUAUCUAUGCUUCCAUACGUAAUACGGAUAUUGUUCACGUAAUUUGGCCUUUCCAAGCAUGUCAUCGCGCUGUAAAAAUCCUCCAUCAUCAGCUUAAAAUGAACAUUAUUUUAGAGACACAGAAGGGCUGAGAAGUUGAUUUGCUUGACAGAAAUCAAGAAUUUCUUGAAAAUUAUCCUUUCAAGAAGUGUUGCUAGAGAUAGGGUUUUGUGCAUGCAAUGGUAGUUAUUAACAUCAGAUCGAGAUCCAGAUUUAAAGGUAAGAAGAAUAACCGAUGUUUUCGUGUUUCGGGUAGACGUCCGCUCGAAAUAUAGACCAAAAAUAAAUGGCUGAGCAAUAUGAGAAAGUCAGGUGCCUGUUUGAUACUCGACUCUGGAAUCCCGGUAUGAGUUUUUCAAACGACAUAUGUGUUUCUUAACUAGAUGAGAAGCCUGGAGCCGAACAAAUGGAAGGGGCUGGUUCAGACUCAAUGGUAUGGCGUUCUGCAAAGAGCACACUAGACAAUUCUGCCAUAUCAGUGUCAUGUUUGAGGACGGUUGUGUUAUUGUUUAGCAAUGGUGGAAUUUCAUGACCACACUUGGAGGAGGACCGAUGACGGGAGAUUCCAGCAACGGAUUUGGCAGGAUUCGUACCGUUGAGAUUAACUAAAUCUUUCUGCCCGUCGCGCGCGCCUGGCACAACAUCGCGGUCAUUUUAAAAGUUCUGUGAUUCUAAACUAAACGGAUAGAGAACUCAUGGAUAAGUCAUGCAGCUGUUGUCUCAACUUUUUGAGUCUUUUACAAAUAAAGUGAGGACUAAGGGAAUCUGGUGAGUUAGACUUCAGAUAUGUACGAGGCAUAGACUCUAGGACGUAUUUGGAAGCAGUGGAAAUGACGUCACAAAAAUGUUGCGUCAUAGCGGGUUAGCAAACCAUGCCAAUUCAAUGGUCCAACAAAGUUAUUUAUUAAGUCAUUGUCCUCGCAUUCGCAAUCCAUGUUAGCCUAUAAUACGCUGGUCUUCUUUGAAAAGGUGAGUGGUAGACAACGACGAAUUAAUACGCUGUCACUAUGACCAGAUCCUCUCCGAAUUCAACGAAACGAGAGACAGUGUUAUUGGUAAAAAAAAUAACUAAAAUGCGAUUAUCGCCUGUUGGAGAGUGCACAAGCUGAGAUCAGUUAACAAUUCAUAAUAUCUUAAAAAGGUGGGAAUCUAGGUGGACAGUCAUUCGAAAUACAGCGUAAUUCAGGGUUGCAGACAUAGCCAAUAAUCUUCUUCCUCGUUGUCAAGAGAACAAAUAUGCGAAGCAGAGAUUUCCCGAAAAUGAGGAAACAUUCACAACAAAGGGAUAGUGCAUUAGGGGAGAUCUAAUAUUAGGAAGGUAGCCACCUCCGCGCCUAAUUGGCCGAUUCGACGGUAGAAAUCAAAAUCAUGCAUUAAAAGGAAAGAUUCGAGAACAAGGGAAUAAGUAUAGGAUUUGGUCCUGUAUAUAACAUCGGUCGUAAUUUCGAUAGUAAUGUUUUUGGUUUUGGCUACUUUGUUUAUAACAGACCUGGCCUUUCAUAAUAUAAUAUUCAAUGUUUUUCGAGCAACAUGUCUAUUGUCAACGGCACUUAUUAUCAAAAUGUCUAGGUUGACAGGUAAGCUGUAAACCAAUGUUAUUUGGAGAGGAAAUAGUAAUAAGCCCAGAAUAAUUGACAUAUUGUGAGUCAGCAAGAAAAAACUGAGGGGAACCUAAAAGAUGUAGGGAUAUAGUUUUCAGACACCGAAACACUAAGAGAGUUAGAACAGGCAUGUGCUUGUUGGUAGUUAACUUGGAGAGGAGCGGACCCAGAAGGAAGAUAGGGUAAGGCAGACAGCUAUAAGAAACAAAUAGUGGAAAACCAGAUCUGGGAUGGAAGAAACAGGAGUUAGGAGGAUUUACGUGAGAUUUAUUGGCUUUAAGUGGUGGGAAGCCUGAACUAGGUUGGGGAGUAAAUUACUUAAGGUAGUUCAUGUGAGGACAUUUUACAGGAUACAUAGUAGGGCGCUGGCUAGUUGUUGGCAUGAGGAACAUAGAAUUGUUAAGAGGUUUAGUUAGACCUACGAGUUUAUAAACGAGCUCGGUUGUAAAGGCUUAGUAAAUCUAAGAGAAGGCGGCGCACCAAUAAAUGGAAUGACGCUGUAUUUCUUUUGGGUGAGAUUUGGAUUCCGUUUUUGAAUCUCAUCUCGCCGACGUCAUGCCAAGGUUACUUAAAUGGGAAACCCGAUGGAUCCUGUUGAAUUGGAGAAGCUAUCGGUCCAGCUGAUGUAGACGGAUAUGCCUACGUUCUAGGAGGACAAGUAGGAGAGUUGGGAACAACAACUGGGGCUACUGCUAAGGUGAAAAUUGUUCAAGGCGUUAAAUGGCUUGAGUGACAGGCAAAUGUGGGCGUAAGGGGAAGAAGUGAGUCGGGGUUUGCGGGAGUAGGAUUAACUGAGUUUGCACGACUACUUGUGUUAUAAUCGACUUGAUGGACAUUUGACUAAGAAUACUAGGGUUUAUGUCAGAAAAGUGACCUAAUUCUGUGCUAUGUGAGGUAUGAUAAUGACAAUGAAAAAAGUUCGUGUCUUUCGCAUACACAGAAACACGAUCUCCGUAAGCAUUUCCUUCUGGGUUAGGCGGAGUCGGUCGAGUCAUGUGAAUCUACCACACAGGUGUAUGAGUUAAUCUUCUCGUCUUCGGGGAUAAUUUCGCCAGUCCAUUUUGACUAUUCGCGGCAUAAGCUAUGAUGAAUAGUUCCCCAAUCGAUUGGUCGUGCUAAUGGAUCGACAUUUGUUUGCACAAUCGUCCAGGCAGGCAGCCGUCAGAUAGCGAUGUGGAUGAAAUGUGGAUUAGAUAACAAUGAGUCACUCACGAAAGGACCUGUCGGACUAUGAUUUCCAGAUCAGCGCUUGAGCAAACUACAGGGCGUGUUGAGCUGGGGACCACUAGGGGGGAUGGAACACAGUCUUCAACCUUUGACUCUGAAAUCACAACAUUGCCGCUCUUCAGUCUGUCUUUCGGAAGUCACUUUAGUAAAACAAAAGAAGAAUCACUUCGCUUUGCUCAGCAAACCAGUACAGGAAAUCAAUCGCAAAAUCACCUAACCGUGCAUAUCGACUGAUAUUUUUCAAUAAGAAUUUAGUAGUCCUCCCUCUAUUUAUCACUAAUACAUCAGCAAUCAAGUGAACGAGCAAGUCAAGAGGCUUGCAUUCUUGGUAGGAAACAUCGGAGAUGUUCCCAUUAAACAAUUUUACCGGAAUUUAUGACAUAUAGACAAAGGUUAGCAUAAAUUCGCUGCAAUUGUAAAGCGCAGGCAGAUCAAGCUGCCUAUCAGUAACAACGGAUGACGAAUUGUUAUAAAUGCUGUCUGAUCUAGGUCUCAGAGAUACACGCCUAGGCGCAAAGGUUGAGGGCUUUCGCCGACCUGCGACUUUUGUUCUUAUCAUAUGUCGAGGUAAGUAUCGAUUAACCAAAACUACUGAGAAAUGUGACGGCGAUUUUCAGUGAGAGGUUGACGAGGUAGAAAAUGCACACUGUUGGGGAGAGUUCAAAUAUACUGGAUGCGAAUUGCGUACGACUGAUAGGCUAAAGUCACAGUCUGGCAAAACUGUAAAGAUAAACGACAACCAAUAAUUCUAAGGUAAUAGACUUGUAUUUUAAGAACUUGAUUUGAAAAAUGGCUAAAAGUUGUUGCGUCCCUCAGAAAAAAUCUUUAUGAAUAAUGCCCUUUACUUAUCUUCAAAGUUCUUGCCGGCGGCUUGGCCUUGACACCGUAGCGGGCAGCCAUCAUGACCGGUCUGACGUCAUUGUUCAAGACCUGACGCCUCAAGGUCAUUCACCCUGUGCAGUAAGUCGUUUUAGACGCGUUGAACUAAAGUCACACGACCGACAGCUCGGGCAUACCUGCGUCCGCACAGCCGCCACUGCCUAUGCGGCCACUUGAACGCAUCCCACCACCUGCAAGCAAAAUCUAUGCCAUUGGGGUACCACCAUUCGGCAUAUGCAACACACACUGACUGGCCACCACUUGAGCUUGACCCACGAGCCUACAAAAGUGGCUGACGCCACUGUCCCAAGUACUCUCAGGCGUGACCAGAUGCAGUCAACAUCGGCCCUAGCUUCGCCAAUGGUCACAGCCGUCUGAGUGGACAACUGCAGAUUUCGUAUUCAUUAAAUCCCACAUUCUGGUGCUUUCUGUUUUCUCCUUCCAACAUGGGAUUUGACUUAGUAAUUGUAGCUCACAGAACACACACUCACACCACUUGGUCUCAACAGCGGUCUCAAACAACUUCGUACGCUUGGAUUUGCAUCGAAUUCUUCUUGUUUCAAAAUGUUAUUUCCUACAAAGACAAGGGAGACAAGACAAGUCUCGCUUUUCUACGACGCAGCAAUGCCUGCUGAUGACAUGAAGGUAUGGAGUGGAAUGUGAGGCCCUGCCGACGAAGGUAAAAUGCAGUUGAACCUAGAUCAGCUGGAGGAGUGUUCAAAACGCUGGCUUAUGCGACUUAGCAGGGGUAAGUGUUGCAUACUUCGCCUGGGAAACGAAGCCAUCACAAAGGACUACUCUGUGGGCGGUGCAGCCUUACGAGACGUGGAGGCCAAAGUACCUCGGCAUGCUAAAGACGAACUCCUUUAAGCCAUCCGACCAAUUUUCGGGAGUGGCAAAUGCGCAAUGUCCACACUGACUGUUAUUAAGUGAGCUUUUAAGGAUCCUGACGAAUACGUCUUCUGUAAGACUUUUGGAAAGUCCGUGUGGUCGCACUUGGAAUACGGCAUACAAGCUUUAAAACCGUGGGCUGUUUAAAAUCAAAAUAGUCUUGAAAUAAUCCAGAGGUUAACCACAAUAAUGGUUAGGUGUUAAAAGCUCAUUUCCCUAUACAAUCAGGCAGACAAAUGUGAACCACCCCCAUGUGAGUAUUAGGCAAGUGCGCGGGAUCUCUUACAAGCAUUCCACACUGUGAAGGGAUAAGAAGGAUACCUAGCUAUUUAAGACUUUCUUGAACUCCCUGCGAUAACCAAGCUCUGAGGUUACCCGUUUGAUGGGAUCCCGACGGGUCUUUAACAAAAAUAAUUGAAUUGAAAACUGUGCAUUCAUCAAGCGUGGAUGGAUGUGCGGGAUUUAUCCUUCUAUAUCCGAGUGCUUAAACCGUGGAAUGCUAUUCCUGCCGAUUUUGGGAUGUCAACAUCAAUCAAAGCUCUUAAAGGAGCCUUGACAUAUUUGAGUUCAGCGAUGAGCAAGGCCAACGGGAAAUCCUGCUCAAACCAUAGGACUUACGCUCAGUUUGUCACUCUCUUAUGGCCCAAUUUGAAUUGUUUCAACCCACAUGGUAAUUUUGUAUACUGAACUUACGUAUAGGUUCAAAACAAGUAGUCAAAGGGUCACACAUUUUUAUAAUAAACUGAACUGAGCUGGAAUGAGUUUUCGGGCCUUCGGAAAUUCUCAUGCAUCCCCCACCGCAUAACGUCCUCAAGCAGGUGUCUUUUGCCAACUCCUUAGUGUUCAUUUUGCCAUCCGACCUAUGCAGAUUAAUGGCAGAACUGUCUCUUAAAAAGUUGAACUGUUGGCUUAAGACAGCAACCUCCUUUGUACUUCCAUCUGCCUCGCGUUUAAACCCGUCACAUAAAGAAAUUUACGAGAAACGGGGGCUUUUCGGACUGUUUGUGUAGCGCCUCCAGCCGCCCCUGAUGUUUUUGGGACUACUGCUUUGUAUUUCUCUGACUUUCUUGACGACCAACGGCCUAGGUUUGCAUACGCAAAAUAUUUGACAUUUAGAUAGAUGUAAGCGGGAUUUCGUCUGUCCGCCUUGCAGCGGGAUCUAAUCUGUUUCCGCAUGGCAGAGACGGUGUGCUAGAGGUCAAAUAUAAUGGAAGGUGGUUUGCCGUCUGCAAUUUCGGAUUUGAUCACAUCGCUGCCUCCACGGCCUGCUAUAUGCUUGGAUUGUUGGUUUUUAUGUUUUUUAACAAGCGUUCUAGCCCACCAUUUGGCGUACCAAUACUGAACAGCAAAGGACGAAGCUCACUAGACAUUGGCUUGUCGAAUUUCAAUUGCUCGGACCGCGUAUCGCUUGGUCCGAACCCCCCUGAUCCGCCAUCUCUUCAUCUAGGCAACUGCGAGUUUACUUCUGAACCGCCACGCGUUUGCUUAAAUCAUGAAAGGGAUGUCUCGAUUAUGUGCUUAGAGCCAGCGGACCUUGGCAGUAUGACAACUGUUGCGCCAGUGAAAUUUGCUCCAGUUACUUGUAAGUCAGUUUACACAGUGUUUAAGUAGGGUUCUUGUUCAAUGGCAAACAUUUUUUUCUCAAAUAUUCUCAACUAUUUCAGGCCCGGGUAAUUCGACCGAUGUCCGACUGGUUGGGGGCACGUCAUCUGCCGGCCUUGUUCAAGUACGUCAUCAAGAGACAGGUGAAUGGGGCACUAUCUGCGCGGACGGCUUUGGGGUGAAUGAGGCGAAGACCAUCUGUCGCAUGCUUUGUCAUAGCAAGUCAGUUAAUCUGAAAGCUCCCUUGUGUAUUUUGUUUGUGCACAUUAUUUUUGGUGGAUCAGUCCUUGAAUUAGGUUGCAAUUAAGGUUAAUGUGAGAGCGCUGGUUCUGAAAGUUUUGAUUAACUCCAGAGACUAAUUCCGGAUUUUUCUGUGCUCCACACUGAGUUCAGCAAUUUUAAGCGGACUUUCCCCUUAAAGCAAUGGAAUUCAAGUGAAAGUUUAACUAACGUGAUCAGUUCCGGGUUAGCACAUAAGUGGUCGUCAAUUGGCCUUGGACUCUUGACCUUCUUUCACGGGUUGUUGUUACUUGAUCCACCGACUAGAACUCGGAUUGAUCUCGAAGUAGUGGUUACUUCCGAGCUAGAAGCGAGCUCGACUGGUCGACUUCUGGAGUCCGAUGCGAAAUCGCUUUGUGUUCUGUUGCUGUUAGAGUCUCAGUCGAUCGGCUUCGGUUGGUUACUAGAGGUGCUAACCCAACUGUCACGUUUAAGGUGCGGAUGGACGAAUAAAUUGUUGCUGCGAUGGCAUGAGUCUAGUGACCUGAUGGUUUGUACAAACGAUUUGUUUUUUUUGCCGUGUUAGAACUGCGAAAAUGUGUUUUUUUCUAGUCAUUGCGCCUCAAGCAUCUCACAACGAAAACAGCGCCUGUUUGUUAGCCUAGUUGCUGGCUGCCUUCAUAGUAGGCUUGGAAGGAAUUCAGCGAAAUCAGGUCUGAUAAAUAACCGAUCGUAGGCCGUGUAAUGGUUAUUUUCCAAAUCAUAGCUGGGCAAUGAUCGGACAAAUAUUUCAAACGGUCAAAAGUCAAAGUGACACUGCAUGACAAAUGUUGCCUGCCAUCCAGCCACGGCAAUCCAAAUAGCCACCUCACCGAAUAACGUCACAGCCAGAGGCCGGCCGUAGCCUCAUGCACCAUGUUUCCUCAGACUGUCAUAGAUAUUCAACUUAUGCCGUGGAUUGAGGGGUCGGCUGAUUCAACUCCGAUUCUAACCGGUGCAAAUAAGGAUACAUUUAGCAGGAAGAACGCAUGACAAUUCCUCGUAAUCCCAACUAUGCAAAACACUGCCCACCAUGCCGAGAUCCUUGUUAGUUCACACUAGUUUUUCGCAACUUUACAGGCUACAUCAAUUCGCAAAUUUUGGCCACUUUGUUUUUGCGAAAUUAUUCAGUUAGGUACAGUCAUUUACUCGUUUUUUUUCAACGUUGUUCUCAACCACACUCUCCGAUGACAAGCUCGAACUUAUAGAUUUGACAAAAUGAAGACAAAUGCACCGCACUUUGGUAGUUACUUUUAGGUGGCUUGCAUUAUAAUUGCCGUUUUGAGAAAUAAUGGAAAAGAGUUCACAUGACUAUUUCUUUGUCUCCGUUAAUUCGCUUAAAUCUUGCGUCCAGGUAGGAGCUGCUUGAAGCAUAAUCAUAGUGGUCAAUAAGUUUAUGCAUUUUUUAGUCUUUCAAUUAAUGGUCGAGAUACCUUUUCGCCAAAGUAGCAUCGGAUUUGGGACAGCAGUAUUAAACUUGUUGGAAAACCGACAAAGAACAUUUUGAAACCAUUUAAACCACUCUCUUUCUAUGACAUGAGAGAUACAAAUACUGGCUGUCUCAUUCAAAACUGACCUGAAUACUCCUUUCAAACUGACCGGAAUUGUGCCAGGUAUCUUGGUAACGAUCCGGGUGUCACUAGGGACGCAUGGGCACUCUCAGAGGCUCGCAAAAAACUCUUCGGGCGGUGUCGAUUCAGUUGCAUUGUUGAUGAGUGCGCUUUGUCCGUUUAGUAUAAAUUUCACCUAUGGGUGUUCGCGAUAUCUCAUUUCUUGGCGAGAAGAAAUAUUAAUCGAGAGGUGUUAAUUCUUCCAGUCAAAGUUGCGACUAAAUAAUAGUUUGGUCUUUGCACCGUAGAUGGCUAACCGAACUCAUUUAGUGAUUCUUAGGUCACAAUAGCUUGGGACUGAAAGGGCAACCGAAUUUCACCUUGUCCGACACAAAAACAGAGUUUUGAACUGUCGGAAAAGAUCGUUUUUAACAGGGGCUCGUGCAUUUGUAGAAUGAAUAUCUUCAAGUCGUGAAAGAUUGACUCGGCGACUGAUUUAUUUCGUUCUAAACUAUCAGGUCGGUUGUCUCCAGUACUCUCAUGUAUAGGCCGGCAGAACGAAUCGACGGCGUUCCAAAGAUUGCGCAUAACCUGUGAGCCCAGGCCUUUCCGCUCAAUUGCUGCUCCAUACUCGUGCACCUAGAUUGAAAGCUAUUUUUGGGUCAUGUCAUGGCAGUAUAAAGAUCAAUUAAGUCAAGCUCCCUUAUGUGGAUCCCGGAAAAUCAUGACUAGACGGCGGAUUAUUGGCUCAGACCGAUGUCCAGUAUUCACUUUAGCCGACCUUGACAUGCGUUUAGUGACUUUUUAAAUGCCUUUCAUGGCAUGCCGUGUAGUGAAAGUUUCCGCUCUGCCUUUCAAGCCGACCUCAUUGGCUGUUUCCGUUUAGUCUUUGUUUUCGAAGCUUCCGGACACUGGUUAAAGAGACGAAACUCUGACAAGUACCUGCCAUCUCUCAGCCCCUGUCUAAAUUUUCAGGCCUUACCUUCUACGUAUUCUGAGGAGUGCUGGCUGUCAUAUUGUAGCAGUUUUUGAACGCGUGCGACUUUCUGUAGAACACCAGUUUGGAUGACGCUGUCUUGUGUCUUGAUAUCUGAACGCUUAUAAAUGAAAUCUCCCCAACUCGUCCGUCCCCUGUUGUGAGCUAAAUUUUUGGUAAAGUGAAGUUGAAUUCAGCGAUGCAUAUACCGCCAAGCGUGUGGCGACUAGCGUGUCGUCACAGACAUUUUACCUGACGUUUUUCAUGACCGAUUCUGUCUUCUUAUUGCUGCAGAUUUAUCACAGAGUGGAAAAUCGCCCGACGUUGCAUUCUUUCAAGGGAGUUAAGUUGAUUGGUCCGCAGGCCGAAGCGCGCAGAGCCAGAGAUGCGCUUGAAAUUAAUAAUCCGCGUUUUCAGUCGACAAGCCGGGAUGGGGUUUGCCUUCGGGCUACACAGCACAGGACCGAACUACCUCAGUAGGCAGGUAAAGCGGACGCGAUGCAUCAGGUCGAUUGUACAGACUUUCGUUGGGGACGCGACCGUGGAGCCGAGGUCGGAGAAUAGAGCGCAAUCAGCGUCAUUUGAGUACUUCCAGGUAGUGCACACCUUUUGAGUGUGCGGGUCAGGUUUUACCCCACAGAAGAGCAAUUUUGACGGUGGCCUCCUGUGAUUACUUCCUUCGAAUGCAUGUUCUGCUCCAAGGCGACUGUAGCUCGAAGUACUCGCCGGCCAUUCGUGAGCGCCCUGCCAACAUCGGACUCUGUUGUACUGUAUAGGGUAGUCGAUUCGUCGGACCCCACCUCCUUAGCGCUGCACUGGCAGCUGGCCGCUGCUUGUCCUUCAGACCCCAGGGCUGGAUUAUUUCCCAAAAAUUAUUUUGCUAUCUGCCGCCCGUCCCGUCUUACAGAGGCGAAAUUGAAGUGUUGGCAGUUUGAGACCAGGUCUGCGAGAUCGCCUAGGAUUCUGUGUUGGUGCACCGUUGCUUUGCCGGGCAUCAAAUAGUAGAACAACUGAUGGCUAGAAGGUUCCGGCAGAAUGCAGACAAUUCAGUUUCAGACAGAAGCGAACAGGUGAGUUCCAUGUGGCGGUUCAGAAGACGAGGAUGCGAUCGCUAGAACAAGAAAUUUAUUGGCCUUACGUUUCGGAUUCUCACUCGAAUCCAUCAUCAGAGAUAGUCACAGAUAAAGGUGAUGGUGGCACAGGGAGUGCAUAUAACGACUCGGACACGGACUGACAAGCUACCACCGCAUCAAUUACCACCCCAGCGGUGAUUGCGGGAACUGUUAAUUACAGUGCGCAUAUGGUCCCACGGCAGCCAUGUGCUAUAAAUACUGCCUCUCCCUCUGCCAUCAUCACUUUUAUCUGCGAAUGUCUCUGAUGAUGGAUUAGAGUGAGAAUCCGAAACGUCAGGCCAAUACAUUUCUCGUUUCAGUGAUCGCAUCUUCGUCUUCUGAAUUCAGUUGAUGGGAUGGUAAGAUCGUCAGACGAAUAAAUAGGCCAUCACCACCCACCUUUACGAAGCGGCCUCUCUUGUCCUAACUUCUAAUUAUGUUACGUAGCUAGUGUGCAGCAAAUCAAACCGAUUUGGUUACUCAGCGAUGCAAUAAAAGAUUUGGCAGCGAGGGGUUGCCACCUGUUUUACUAUCCUGCCUUGUCAGUCAGGAGUGGCGAGAAUUUUCGCGAAACGCACUUAAGGCGAUGCGGACCUACACAGCAAAGCGAAGUCAAUGGUAGGGGGCGCUCACCGAUCGUUCUUUACGGAACUCACUGGUUCCGUUGUGCCUUACGGGCUCUCUCUCGAGCCCAACCAGCAGCCACACAGCGGCGCAUGAUAAAGGCAGAAUGAUAUUACCGACAAAGACAAGGGAGACUGGAAUGCCCAUUUCUGGCUUAUUAGCCGUCGUCAGCCAGUCAUACCGAACCCCGAACUCUGGAGACCGCCAGUUCGAGCCUGGGGUGUUCCACACUUCGGAGUUGGGUAUGACUGGCUAACGACGGCUAAUAAGCCAGAAAUGGUCAUUCCAGUCUCCCUUGUCUUUGUCAGUAAUAACAAAGCGAAGUCAUUAAAAAUGACAGCGAGUUUAAGCCCCUUGGCUGCCGAGACUUGCUUGCCGCACAAUCCACAUGCAUGACAACGACGACAGUUUCACUGUCGCGCCACGUGCACGACCUGCUCUCCCCACCCCCGCCCACCCCCCCAAACGCACACGGCGGGAUUUCACGCACAGGGGGACAGGACGCUCGGAUGCCACAUGCAUCAGAGAAACCACACAGAGAAAAGGGCCGAAAAACAUACUCCCCUCUUAUGUGCUGAUGGGGAAGUGUGUGGUGGUAUGCCUCUGGGUGGGACCGGACGCUCGGAGCCGAGAAGAGGGUCAGCAGUGGAGCCACACGGAGAGAAGGACUGAAAGGCACACUUCCCUCCUACGUGAGGUUCCUGUGGUGUGGGAUGUUGACGUGGUGUAUGCGUGGUGCAUGUGUUGAUGGGGUUUUGUGUGGUGGUAUGUUUGUGGGGAUUUACCACAGCUUUUCACGAAGGCACAUGCGAUGAGUUUAUUUGCGUGGACAGUAUGAGCGGUGGAGGUGGGUGUGGUGUGUGUAUUUUAGUGCUCCUGGCACUGGUUCGCCAGUCCCUGUGCGAUUUAUCCGCAAGUAACCGACCAGGCCGGUGCGUGACGUACAUUUGCGAUGGCAGUGAAAACUGGGAUAGGUUCUGGGCUGUAGAAUCGGAUAGGAUGGUGAGGCUAUUAACCCGUUGUGAAUCCCAAAAGACUUCAAAUAGCACUCUUUCAGCUAAUAUUAGGAGUACGAUUUCGCAACGCAGUUCUAGAAACAGCUACCAUUUGGUUUCGAGAGCCGACCAACACUUCAGCAAACUGAAUGAAAGAUAGCCAGAGAAAUGAAUCAGGUCUGGCAGUUAGAAGUUAAUGCAUUAUACUGGCGAUUCGACCUAUCCCCAGCUCCUGGAGCCAUCUACUAUAGGUACAACAAUAAGGAACAAUCAACUAACGACACCUCCAGGAUAACCUUCAACUGUUUUCUUGUCUCCACUGGUGCACUAAAGUACAAAUGGCAAUUUUUUGCCUCUAUCUCGUUGUCCAUGGGCCUGGUUUUGGUUAUAAGAGCUUCAAGAGAUGUUUCAAGGAACUAAGAUUGCCUUCAGGCUUUUUUGAUUAUUUUCCAGUUAAUUGGUCUUGUUAAAAUUGUGCCUUUUUGAUGCUACCAUCAGCCGCGUACCGUGUCAUGCCUUCAGGCGAUUGGGCCUUUUUGUCCAUCUUAUUUGCAUGGGCUCGGUGUUACAAAAAUUUCACUCUCUCUCUGCUAGUGAUGAUCUGGCCUACGCACACCCUGUGAUUGAUCAAUUCGAACUACCAGAGUCUCCCGCCCCGACCGACAUUCCAAUCCAUCUGGCGCGCAUUGCUUGCCCACCCGGAGCGACUUCCUUGAACGACUGCUCUCUAGGCUCAGGCUGGGGUGUUGUGAAGGGUUGCGUUCACUCCAUGGACGUCGGAGUUAUUUGCGGCCCACAGGAAACAGCACCGACCCUCGGUAGGUCUCGGAGCCUGGGGGCACCCUCUUUGUUUUCUUCCUGCCAUACUACUACCAAACCCUGGCUGGUCGCUGAUCAGGCAAAUGUUGCCCACCAGCCAAUAAGGCCUCCUCAUCAGCCGUCCAACAAAACCCGGCGACCUUAAACUGACUUGCUAAAGCUGGUGGAGAAAGACGUCCAACUUCGAGCUCAGUAACGGCAGAAAACCUUUCCUCCAUCCAGUGGCUGUUCGGUGAUCAAGAGCCUAUGAUCCCCGCGCAUCGGUUGGAUUUCCUGAGGGCUAAAGGUUUCACGAACGGAGGCGAAAGCUCGAGUUUCAGGUGUAUGCAUAGGUGAAGUGGAGGAGUGUUCGAGCACCGGAACAUUCUGUUUACUGUUCUGAGCUUUCGAGCUCCUGCAGGUGUCCAUCGUCAGAGAUAGUAGCAACAACAGAACCAACGACGGUUAUAGGGCGUGUUAUCCAAUCAUCGAUCGACGGCGCAAGACGGGAGGUGACUGCGCGGGACUCUGUACGCCGGCGUCCAGAGGUUUUUACAUUCUUUCCAUAAGGGCCGAAGACCGUCCGAUGACCGGUCAGGCGUCUUGUCGUUUAUCCUACCGGACUGUCUCGCGUUAUGUCGACACUUGGAAAUGCUGUACAUGGGUUUAUUAAUAACGUAUCUGGAUCACCACAAUGACUACUACUACUACUACUACUACUACUACUACUACUACUACUACUACUACUACUACUACUACUACUACUACUACUACUACUACUACUACUACUACUACUACUACUACUACUACUACUACUACUACUACUACUACUACUACUACUACUACUACUACUACUGCUACUACUACUACUACUACUACUACUACUACCACCACCACCACCACCACCACCACCACUACCCGUUGUGGUGGCCAAAUAUUGAACUACUGACCCUUAGAAUGUAUUACUUUAGCGAAGGUGUCUAGACAGUUCGAUCGUCAUUGAUGACGAUGUCCACCGUGCACUUCACAGCAGGGUGAGAGUAGGGACAGUGAGUCACGCGUGAUCUAGUUUAUAGUGAUAGUGGACUUGCGCAGCAUCUACCGCGCUCUCUCCUUCCCCCCUCCCCCCCGGUGCCCGGUCUCAGGAAGACCGGAGGCGGGAGAGGGCGCAGGUGGGUGGAAAGACGAAAACCCGCACCUUCGCCUGGUCUACAACAAACGCUUGAUCAGAAUUUUAGACGAGAACAGAGAGCCGAACGGAUCUCAAUUGGCGCGGCAUGGGCCUGCAACUGGGCGUGCUACCACACCCCAAAUGUUGGCACUUCUUGUAGGUGUGCGUUCCCGAUAAUGCCGGUCGGACUCCGAUUUGGCCCCCUGUUGCCGAAUUUUUUUAAAAGAGAAGUUCCCCUGGGCUGCGUCUCCUACCAAAAAGAAGGCACUCUCCAUUUCUAAUGGCUAUUCGUGAUGCGCAUAGUUUCAAGUACCUAGAAGUCGGAGUUUUACCAAGUGGUCUACAGCAAACACUUAACCAGGAGUUUAUACAAACAGAACAGGGGGCGGGACAUGACCCUGCGAUAGUGUCCGCCGUCAUGCCCCAAACAUUGGCACUUCUUAUGGGUGCGCGUCUCCGAUAGCGCCUGUCGGUCACCGAUGUGACCCGUGUUGUCUAGGAUGCUUCUAAAGGAAAAAAAUUUUUGGGCUGCUUCUCGUGAUGCGCCUAGUUUCAAGUACCUAGAGGUCGGAGUUUUACCAACUGGAAGGACUAAGAAUGACACUUUCGAGGGUGCCUGGGCCUGUCCUGAUUCCCCACGUGUAACCGGGUUAGCAUGUGUUUGGCCACUCAUCCCCGACAGUUGUAAAUGCCUAAUUAAGUGGAUAGAAGACGGUGUCCCCUAAACGGUAGACGCGCUGGACCUACACGGGGACUAUAAUUGGAUGCGAACCCAUAAGGUUGUGGUGGCACGUCUGGUUGCCGGCAGACGUGGCGCCAAUUGGAAUUUCGCCCUCCCCACCCACUUCCGUUGUCGGAAAUCCUGAUCAAGUGUUUGUUGUUGUUUGUUGUACGCCUGGGUGCGGGCUUUCGCCGUGCCAACCACCUGCGUUCUAUCCCGCCUCCGGUCUUCUUGACGUGGUUAUGACACCUGCCGUAGGUGGGAAAGGAGGAGUGCGGUGGAUGCUUCGAAAGUCUGCCAUCGCUGUUAACUAAUUUACACGAAAUUCACCGUGUCUGCUCUCACCCUGCUGUGGAGCACACGAUGGACAUAGUCGACACGAACGGCUAAACUGUGUCGGAUAGGAGACUAGCGAACGCUGUUACCCGAGAACGAUCCUCCGAGUGAAGUGUCUACAUAGGUGCCCUUUUUGGUGCUGUAGAUCAAAAGCGUCCUGUUAUCUUCAGCGAGGCAAAAUAACCCGUUUUCCUGUUCUUCACUUUUCAGAAAAGUCAGUGCAUUUAUAUUCACAUGUCACCACGAGUCCUCAUUACCUCGUUUACGUGUUUCCUCGUGUCCCCAGUAAGACGUCUCCGCCCCCACUAUCUACCAUCGUAUCAUGAUCACUGCGACGGCUGUAAGGCCUCUGUGUGUGUGUUUAUCAACUGAAGGUUCACCUGCUUACUCGCACUGUUGCCCGUGGUAACGCUGUCGCCCCUCUGCACCAUGACUGACAGCGUUGGUGACGCAGCCGCCUGUGUGGUGUGACCGUGGUGCGGGCAGUAAUCCAACGUCCAGCGCAGCGCCGUUGCGUCAGAUCUAAUGGGCCCAAGCACAUGCGUGAAACGCGAGUGAUCGGAGCUUUGUGCUGCGUGGCCGCGAUGCCCAUGCCGUUCUCCGGCUACAGGAACAUGGCGGGUGCGUAAGGAGAGCUCGAAAGAGGGGGUGCUGUGCAAAGGACCGACAGGGCAGAGAUGAGCAACAGCGCUUAGUUUGUCCAAUCUCAUGCCACGACUGCCUCUGCCGUUAUGCAGGCCGGACGGUGUGAAAACCGCUCAUGCAUACUUAAGCACAGAUGGGAAGUCUCAAGUUACUGGCCCCAACAUCCGGAUAAUGGCGUGGGCCGGCAGUAGUGUUCCCUCUUCCAAUUUCUGUUUUCAUCUUUGGCUUUGUUAACCGUAUUUUAUGCCCGACAUUACACCUUCGCUCUGAAACUGAUGUCACAGUCUAACGGCUGACGACGAUGGGAGUGGUGGUCGUGAUGAUGAUGUUGAUGAUGACGAUGAUGAUGAUGAUGAUGAUGAUGAUGAUGAUGAUGAACAAAGUACAAUAUAAGCCUGUCCGGGUUCCUUACCAUUACGUGCCCUCUCUUGCCCUAGUUGCCCCUCCCCAGCUCCACUGUGAAGCUUCAGUGGCCGUGGUUACGUUCUCAAAGCAGCAUAACGAGGGACUUUCGCCCGGUAUGAUAACCAUCAACGGCACUCGCCCACCCGCCUGUGUAAUCAAUGUGACUGAGACAGACUCGGACAUUGUGGCGGUCAUCCCGAUGGAGGAGUGUGGAGGCACAUAUGAACUGGUAAUAAUUAAAUUUAACGUUAAACUGUCUACUUUAAUAUGGUCAGUAGAUCACAUAUAUGCUUUUUACUUCCAGAGUAACUCGACGAUCCUUGCACUGCGCCUCUCCCUCCUGAUCGGCACCAAUCGGUCGAGAUUGGGGUCAAGACCACAAACACUCCUGCCCAUUACCUGUUUAGUUAGUCGUGCCGAUUCUGUUAUUUCGGAUGUCCAAGCAGCCCCAGUGAGUACACUGCCCCCAGUGGUCGCGUCAUGGAAUACAUCAGCCACGUUAUCCUUCUACAGCGACAUACAGUGAGGCGCGAUUCAGUUCGUUUCAGAGCUAACCUCUUCCUUUUAGCUUUCUAAAUCCCAUCAGUAAGCCGCUGAAUAUCUUGCCGAAACAGACAAUCUACGCCAAAGUGUCUCUGAGGCAAGAGGACAUCAACGCCAAACUAGUCCUAAGAAAUUGUUGGGUGAGUGCGGAGGAGAACGCACCCCCCUCCGAGAAAUUUGCCCUCAUCAAAAAUGGGUACGUGGAACUUGCCUACUUUUUCCUUACUUGGGACUACCAUUAACUUCAGACUGAAUCUCAGGUAUUUCGCCUUUUAUUCUCUAGAUGUCCCGCCGACCCUGGUGUCCGCCUGAUACCCCGAUCACGAACCACAGUUGGUUUCUCCUUCAAGGCUUCGCAGUUUGACAGGGCCCGCCCAGUCGGUGGAAAAAUUCAAAUAUUUGUCAGCUGCGAGACACGUCUCUGCGCGCCCUUCGAGACGGACAGCGACUGCGUACAGUUUUGCCGUCUGCGUCCACAAAGGCGCCUUCGUAGCACAUAG